AUGAAGACACCCGCAGACAGCAUGUCUGAAUGUCUGUGGGUCUUUAUGUUUUACUAUUACCCCAUCAAAAUGAAUGACGAAGUAGCUUGUAUUUAUCAUAAUAUUGGAAGAGCGUAUCAGUUAAAAAAUGAGUACGAAAGAGCAAUUGAUAAUUAUAAAAAAUCGUUUGAGAUGCAUACCAGUACUCGACCACCUCGAUUCUUGAAUGCUGCUAAAUCAUUAAAUGGUAUCGGUGUUGUUUAUAAUGAAAUAACGGCAUAUUAUAAGGCAUUGGAAUAUUUAAUAAAGCCUCAAAUAUAUAAAGAUGAUCAAAAAUUGUAUAAAAACUACACGCAAUUCAAAGAUAUUGAUGGAAAACCGUUGAAUUUACCGCAAAAUAUUUAUCCCUUUCGACGAUUGUUGAACUGGCAUGCACGAUGUGCUCACGAAUACGCAAAAACAAAGAAAUGGAUACUGGAAAGUGACAAUUUUGACGAUUUUUAUGAUUUAUCCGAUUUAGUAUCUCUCCCGGGCGAUGAUUUAAACGAAGAAGAAAUUGAUAAAUAA
Molecule: messenger RNA, 546 nt
Organism: Didymodactylos carnosus
Lineage: Eukaryota; Metazoa; Rotifera; Eurotatoria; Philodinida; Philodinidae
Source: the annotation of a GenBank genome assembly